Molecule: messenger RNA, 1750 nt
Organism: Rana temporaria (common frog)
Lineage: Eukaryota; Metazoa; Chordata; Amphibia; Anura; Ranidae
Gene: FTCD
Product: formimidoyltransferase cyclodeaminase
Exons: 14
Coding region: 98-1717 (539 amino acids)
Molecular function (GO): folic acid binding; transferase activity
Source: RefSeq, a predicted model, not a curated record
UUAACACCUGAAAAUAGCAGACUUUCUGAAAGCUUAGUGAGGCAGCCACACAGGGGGAUUAAGCCAUUCCACUAGAAGGGCUCAAGAGAAACCAACCAUGGCCAAACUAGUGGAAUGUGUCCCAAAUUUCUCAGAAGGAAGGAAUAAAGAGAUUAUUGAUGCAAUAGCUGCAGCUAUUUCACAGACGGAGGGAUGUCGCCUGCUAGAUGUCGAUCCUGGAGCCUCCACCAACCGCACAGUGUACACCUUUGUGGGUUCACCAGAGGCGGUCAUCGAAGGAGCUCUGAAUGCAGCAAGGGUUGCUUUUAAGAUGAUAGACAUGAGCAAACACAAAGGAGAGCAUCCUCGUAUGGGAGCACUGGAUGUCUGUCCCUUUAUUCCUGUCAGGAACGUAACAAUGGCAGAAUGCAUAUCCUGUGCAAAUAUAUUUGCAGAGAAACUAGCUAAAGAACUGCAUGUUCCAGUUUACCUGUAUGGAGAGGCAGCUCGCAGUGAAAGUCGAAAAGCUCUUCCAGCAGUGAGAGCUGGGGAGUAUGAAGCGCUUCCCACUAAGCUUCAAAAUCCAGAAUGGAGUCCAGAUUUUGGGGAUUCCGUAUUUGUUCCAAGCUGGGGGGCAACUGCAAGUGGUGCUCGUAAAUUUCUUAUUGCAUACAAUAUUAAUUUACUGACUACCAAAGAACUGGCUCAUCGCGUUGCCCUGAACAUCAGAGAAGGAGGUCGUGGGAAAGAUCAGCCUGGUCGUCUGAAAAAAGUGCAGGCUAUUGGAUGGUAUCUUCAGGAGGAAAGCAUGGCACAAGUGUCUGCAAAUUUACUAGAUUAUGAGGUCACUCCACUACAUGUGGUGUAUGAGGAGACCCGCAAGGAUGCCAAGGAGUUGGGCCUUCCAAUAUUUGGUUCGCAAUUGGUUGGUUUGAUCCCCCUUCAAGCCCUGUUGAUGUCUGCAGAGUAUUAUAUUAAAGAGGAAAAUCUCUUCUUGCUGGAAGAAGAGCACAAAAUCCGCUUGGUUAUUAACCGACUAGGACUGGACUCUCUGGCUCCCUUUGAACAUAGGAAAAGAAUAAUUGAGUAUCUUGUACAGGAUACCCUUUCUGGGGCUCUCAUCACACAGACGGUAAAAGAGUUUGUACGCGGUGUGGGUGCACGCACAGCUACGCCUGGUGGGGGCUCAGUUUCGGCUGCUGUAUCUGCUAUGGGUGCAGCAUUGGGUUGCAUGGUGGGACAGAUGACUUAUGGAAAGCGUCAGUUUGAAUCUCUGGAUGGUGUGAUGAGAGAAUUAAUUCCUCCUUUCUAUCAUGCGCUGGGUGAUUUGCUGGACCUCGUAGAUGCAGAUUCAAAUGCCUUUUCAAGCUAUAUGGCCGCUCUCAAGCUUCCAAAGGGCACAGAAGAACAGCAGCAGAAGCGGUUUGCUGCUCUACAGGAUGGCCUAAAGGAAGCGGUGGGAGUUCCAUUAAGCCUGGCUGAGAAAGUCAACACUUUGUGGAAGCCCUUGCUAGAGCUUUCUAAACACGGCAAUACUGCAUGUAUAUCUGACCUUCAGGUGGCAGCAAAGGCAUUAGAGACUGGAGUGUUUGGGGCUUAUUUUAAUGUCCUUAUCAACCUUCGAGAAAUAAAAGAUGAAGAAUUUAAAAGCCAGACCCACGGGAAAGCUACCCAACUAUUGGAAGAAGCAAAAAAUAAUGUUCAGUCUGUUUUGCUAAUUUGUGAAGGGCGCAACUGAAUUUUCAAAAUAAAUAACUGCUAUUGCACAAUU